Phlebotomus papatasi is the source of this 2098-nucleotide messenger RNA. RefSeq lists its product as uncharacterized. Gene Ontology annotation, molecular function: protein binding; RNA binding; translation activator activity. Gene Ontology annotation, cellular component: cytosol. NCBI's taxonomy places the organism in Eukaryota, Metazoa, Arthropoda, Insecta, Diptera, Psychodidae. The record is from RefSeq and is a predicted model, not a curated record. Gene Ontology annotation, biological process: regulation of translational initiation.
CUGAGCGAUCGAGAGUGGAUUUUGAGGCGAGGGAGAGAGACAAUGUUCAGUAUCUCGAAAAGCAUCCGACACGAAACAAGCGCCCAGUCGAAUUUAUCCAUUAAGGAAGAAGAAGUUUGGAAAAGAAUAAAAAAAAAAGAAGUGAGAAGUUAUUUUUUUUAAAAAAGGUGAAAUUUCUCCAAACAACGAAUCUACAAAGUUUUUCUUACGCAGUCCAAUGACAAGUGUUAAUUUUUAAGGCAAAGUUAUGAGCCGUGAUAGUGAGAAGAAUCUGUUCUAAACGAGCGAAAAAGGAAGAAUCUCUCCCGGGAGAGCUACAAAGGAAAGCAAAUAGGAACCAAAUGUGAUAUUUCUCUAGUAUUCUAUACAAAUAAAAAAAAAAUUAAUAAUAACUUAUUGUGAUUAAGUGGUCAAGCUGUAAAUUAAGUGUGCAAGAGAUCAAGUGUAAUAUUGUAAUUUUUUCGUGAGUGCAUGUGAGUGUGUGCGCAAUGGCCGAACAAUCGACUGGAGGUGGUCAGAAUGGGGAAGUUAAGAAGGCACCUGCUCCAACUGCCGGAGGUCUUGGGAUCAUCCGGGAGAGGAGUUUUGUACGUACGCCUAAUCACCAGCAGCAGAUGAAUGCCAAACGCCGGAGUCUCAUGCAGCUCCAUCCGCAGCAUCAGCAGCAGCAGCAGAUGCGUGUAAAACCCGCCCUUGAGAUCUAUAGGCCACCCAACGUCCGCAUCGAUGGACUGUCGCAGAAUAAGCUCAAUGUGCAUGCGCAGGAAUUCACAAUGAACAGGUCUGGCGUAAAUAUGUUUACGCCUGCAGGAAAUAACCUGCAGCACUCCAAGUCGAGCAGCAAUAUGCAGCAGCAGCAGCAGCAAUUUGGCGGAAGACCCCAUCCACAGAUGACUCUUAACAACCUCACAGGACACCGAACGGCUAUCCUACUGUCACAUCCACUUCAGAUGGGACAGCUCAAUAUGGGCAUGACGAUGCAAGGGUCACAGAUACCCCUCGUCAAUUCCCAAUCCAGCGGAAAUAUCUUGCAUAUUUUGGGACCUGCUCCAAAUUCAAGGAACAAUUCUCGGCCGCGUUUUACUGCUUUCAUGGCUUUUCUUACUGAGAUGUUCUGUCAGAUGAAGAGACGACAGCUUCAAUUACGCACCCAGUGCGAUGGAGUUCCACCCACUCUUGUCCUGCUCACGCUUCUGUCCAAGUGCUGCGAAGACGCUGUGCGUCCACCAAUAAGAUCUCUCUCAGAGAUCGAGUGCCUGUUUUACGUGUUGACCUGCAUUGGGCGGGACCUGGAGAUGCAUUUGGCACCUCAACUUGAGUCUCUGCUAGCAUCAGUACGCGAUGCCUUCUUAAAUUCAGCCUCCUCGUCUCCAGCAAUCCGUCGGACACUUCUGCAGCUGAUUGAGCUGCAGGCGUCCCGAUGGCAAUUGCCUGGAAAUACCGUCCUCUACUACUAUCCUUCGUCGAAAUGAUUCGGUCAACUCUCUUUCACUACGAUUUAAAGGCAUUUAAAUCAAAGCUAUUCUUCUCCCCAUGAUGGAGCUAUUUUCUUGCGUGGAAUGCAAGAAAAUACCUCUCUUUUGAGCGAAAACACAAGAUCAAAUGAGCGUUAAAUUGGCAAAGUGAAAAACCUCAUUAUAAUCUUGGUGUAUGUGUGUACCAAUGUGUACAAAAAAAAAUCUGAGCUGAUGAACAAAAAGGUGUGUAAUAUUUACAAUUUUUAUUAUGAAUUAUUGCAUAGUGAUAGCGAAAGUUUCAAAUCUCAGAGAAUUUUCAUUUUUUAUUAUUACUUUUUUUUGUGCAAAGGAAGAAGGAAUUGUCGCUAAAAGCUACAUUUUAUACUCACAGAAAACAAAUCUACACUCUCUUUUUUUGUGCCAUUAAUUGCUCUUUGUAAAAAAAAAAGAAUAUUUUCUGAAUUAUGCUAUGUAUCUCUUUUAGCUCCCUAGUCAUAAUGUAAAGUCAUGAAGUAUGCCAUAAAUAGUCUUUUGAAUUAAUUUAAUUUUUCCUUCAAAAAGAAAAAAAAAAGAAAAACAGAAAAACAUAAUUUACAAACUUAUAAACUUUUUUUUCGAAUAAAUUAUUUAAUUAUUCAACA